Messenger RNA from Mangifera indica (mango), 3286 nucleotides. Its product is annotated as transcription factor GTE4-like. NCBI's taxonomy places the organism in Eukaryota, Viridiplantae, Streptophyta, Magnoliopsida, Sapindales, Anacardiaceae. The record is from RefSeq and is a predicted model, not a curated record. The transcript is spliced from 5 exons. Gene Ontology annotation, molecular function: protein binding. The coding region runs from base 712 to 2883 and encodes 723 amino acids.
UGAACUAUGACAUUUUGGCUUCCAAUUUACUCCCAAAAACUGCAACCAGACCAACAGACAACCGGCGCUUGUAAAACCCCGCCGGUCACUCCUCUACAUAGACGCUCAGCGUCAACUUAGCAACUGAAAGUCACGCGCAAGUCUAUGGACUGACGUUAUUCUUUAAAAUCGUACAUUCAAAGGUCCCCGCCACUGCCAAACCCAUCUCCCAAAAUCAUGUCCACGUCACGAGAUACACUAUGUGCCCCCCUAAUUGGACCGUGUACCCAACGCGGAAAAGAAACACGUGAGUCUAACAUCUUAAAUCUGCGUUAUGAUGCUUCCGGGGCACGGCUCUUUUAGUGCAUCCACACGCUUCUAGCAAAUCAAUUGUGAUUCACGAACGUCUCUGCCACCGUACACCUGUAAGAUAAGGAUACUGUAAGAGAGAGAGAGAGUUUCUAGAGAGAGAAACUGGAGAGAAGAUCUGAUCGAAUCGAAAGGUAAAAGGCUCGAAACCCUAACUGCUGUCGUCGUUGUUGUUGUUUUGUUCAUGCGCAGCCAUACUCUUUAGGUUUAUGAUAUACUAGAUCUUGUGGUUGUGAAGAGAAGCCCUAAUUUGUGUUCCGUUUGUCUGCGGAAUUUAGGGUUUUUUUUUAUUUGUUGGUUUUGAAUUGAUUGAGGGAUUCGUGUAUAGUUAAUUAGGGUUUUGGUAAUUAAAUAGAUGUAUGUAUGGCUUCGGGGCCAUUAGUCGGAGGAACUGAUGGGGCUAAUAGAGAGAAGCAGAGAUAUUCGGAAAGCAAGGUUUAUACAAGAAAAUCUUUUAAAGGUCCCAAGAAUCAGAAUAGCAAUACUGCUGCGAACAACAACAAAAAUGUCCCGACAACAACCACCACCACCCCGGCAGUAACCACCACCACAACAACCGUCCCGACGACAACUGCUACAACAACAACAGCGCCGACAGCAGCUACCACUACCGCCCCUGCAACAACAACCACCACCACCGCGACCGUCACAACGAAUAUUACCCCCAAUGAUGACAACAACCAAAACAACGAGAGCGAGAAUAUGAUCAACAACAACGGGCAGAGCAAAAACGAUGAGAACAACAACAAGGAGAAGAACGACCAUAGCAACAAAGAGGAGAACAACAACGGCAACAAGGAGGAGAACAGCGACAAUGUCAAGAACUCAAUUCAAGAGGCUCCUACCCAAACCCUAGCAGUAGACGAUACAAAUUUGUCCCAGCAACCGGUCAUUACUCGUUUAGAUGCCGUCUCAGAUGAUUCUUCUAGUCUUAAUAGGCAACAGGUUGUGGCCUCUACCACGAGGGAGCUGCCUUUGGGAAAUGGUGGGGUGAGAUCAUCUUUGGAGAAUAAAGUUAAGAUUAAUUUGGCGUCUAGGUCGAAGCAGGAGAUGCGUCAAAUUAGGAGGAAGCUGGAAGGUGAGCUUGAUAUAGUGAGGAGUUUGGUGAAGAGGAUUGAGGCAAAAGAGGUGCAAAUUAGUGGCGGGUUUAGUAAUUCUGUUGUACCAGUGAGUGAUGGGGUUGAUAACGGAGUGAAGAGGUUUCAUUCAGAGGUGGCUUCUGUGGGAGUCCCAGUUCCUCAUAGGGCUAUCAGUAUUAGUAGGCAGUCUAGGCCUUUGAAUCAGUUGAGUAUAUCGACGUUGGACAAUGGUCAAGCACUGAGUGAACAUGUGGAGAAAGAGAAGAGGACGCCAAAAGCCAACCAAUUUUAUAGGAAUUCAGAGUUUUUACUUGCAAAAGAUAAGUUCCCACCAGCUGAGAGUAACAAGAAGUCAAAAUUGAAUGGUAAGAAGCAGGCAGGAGGAGAAUUGGGACAUGGAUUUGGACCAGGAAGUAAGGUUUUCAAGAGUUGUAGUAAUUUGCUUGAAAAAUUGAUGAAGCACAAGCAUGGUUGGGUGUUUAAUGCUCCUGUCGACGCUAAGGCUCUUGGUUUGCACGAUUACUUUGCUAUUAUCAAGCAUCCAAUGGAUUUGGGAACUGUGAAAUCAAGACUAAACAAGAAUUGGUACAAGUCGCCAAAAGAAUUUGCAGAGGAUGUCAGACUUACUUUCCAUAAUGCUAUGACAUAUAACCCGAAAGGGCAAGAUGUUCAUGUAAUGGCGGAACAAUUAUUGAAGAUAUUUGAGGACAAGUGGGCAGUUAUAGAAUCAGAAUAUAAUCGUGAGAUGAGGAUUGGUGCAGACUAUGAAAUGUUUUUUCAUACACCCACAUCACGGAAGGCUCCUCCACUGCCACCUCCUCUUGAUAUGCGGAGGAUUUUGGAUAGAUCCGAAUCAAUGACAUACCCCGAUCCAAAGACAAGAUCCAUUAUUCUUACUCCCUCUGGUCGGACCCCUGCUCCUAAGAAGCCCAAGGCAAAGGACCCACAUAAAAGGGACAUGACAUAUGAAGAGAAGCAGAAGCUUAGUACAAACCUGCAGAGUUUACCGUCAGAGAAGCUGGACAAUAUAGUACAGAUUAUAAAGAAGAGGAAUUCUUCACUGUUCCAACAUGAUGAUGAAAUUGAAGUGGACAUUGAUAGUGUUGAUGCUGAGACUCUGUGGGAGCUUGAUAGGUUUGUUACCAACUACAAGAAAAGUUUGAGCAAGAAUAAGAGAAAGGCUGAGCUUGCAAUGCAAGCGAGGGCAGAAGCUCAACAGACUAUACUGCAGCCGGGCCCAGUUCCAGUUGUGGCAGAGGUGCCUAAAGAAUUCAGACCAGAUGAAAGGAAUGCUACUUCUUCAUCACCAGUUCAGGUGGAAAAACAAGGUGAUAAUGGGAGUAGGUCAAGUAGUUCAAGCAGCUCUAGCAGUGAUUCUGGAUCUUCUUCAAGUGCAGAUUCUGAUAGUGAAACGUCCUCAUCUGGAUCUGAUGGUGGGAAUUCACCCAAGACAUGACAUGUCUUGGUCCUGAUUCUGGAGUUUAGGCUAGAUGAUUACUAUUUACCGGGCUGAAGCUUAUCAGGUGGUGAUUAGAAUUGGAAUCUGCAUAUUGGUGUACAGUGGAAAAGCUUGCAAAGGCAGCAACCAUUUGACCACUUCUUGUCGGGAGCUGUUUCUUCAAGUCUUGAGAGCUAGAGCUUUUAGUAUGUAGGGUGGCUUAUUUGUCUUGUCCCAAAUUUGUAUAAUAUGUGGUAGAAUAUAGUAAUGUUUAGAAGUAGUUGGUUUGUUUACUUAGCUUCUGUACAUUGCUAACUACGGAUACUCAUCUUAGUUUCUGCAGCAGAUUCAGAAUUCUUUGGUGUUAUAGCAAAUAGUCUGUAAUUCAAGUGAAUGGAGUAAUGAUAGCUUCAUAUGAAAA